AUGGCCGCAACUCUCAAGAAUAAUGUCGAAGAUACGAAGCAGACAGCUUUGUCCCCUCGACUCAAAGGUCGGGAAAAUGCGAAAGAGACCUUGUGUCGGAAUGUCACAAUUUAUGGGAAAUGCCGAUAUGAAGACAAGGGUUGUGCCUUUAGUCACAACAUAGAGAAGGCGGCCUCUGAUAAUGGACAAAACGAGAGUCAAUCCAAGAAGACAUUGAAUGUCGACUCGCCCAGCUUCACGCCUUCCUUUCUGUCUCCAAACGGUGCAAAUGCGACGGUCAAGAAAACACCUGGCAUUUCCCCCCAGGCGGCAAGCGCAGCCCCGUUCAUGCCAAAGGCGAUUAUUUCCAGAUCAUCAAACGCGACACCUCUUCGUCAAGACGCUCGAACCCCGGAUUGGGCGUUGGCUGAUGUGCAGGAAUUCGUUCCGCGGCGGGCUCAGGAGACCACGAUGGUAGGUCAGAGGUCGAUUCGUCCCAUUUCUGUCGUCCCGUACAUGGCCAUGAACGAAAUCCCCGUUGCGCAUACCUUUGAGACAUUCCAGCCCAGCCAUGCAGCUAAUCCAUACCUCGACCAAGGCAUGAAUGGGGCUGCCUUUUACAAUGCCGCCAAUUUCCAGCAGCCAGUGCUAUAUCACCAAUACGCUCCAAUUGGCCAUUACAGCACCAACCUCGCCCCUUAUCAGCGGACCGUGCAUGAUCUAUUCAUCCCCAAUGAUCUGAGAGAAGAAAUCCAAAAGAAAUCCGCUGCAGCUCUCCAGACUUUGCCCAAUUCCCAACUGCCAAAUCAUAUCGAAAGCUAUCAUUCCCUUGUGCCACUCGACACCAACCACAAAAGCUCCACCAUCUUCGGAGGAUAUACGUCAUGGAUAUAUAAGGCACAAUCAAGCGCCAAUGGUCAUUUCUUUGCUCUGCGAAGAAUAGAAGGCUUUCGUUUAACAAAUGAACUGGCCAUCAGAUCCGGGCAAGCAUGGAAGAAUCUGAUCAGUGCAAGUGUGGUUCGAAUUGUGGAUGUUUUUACGAACCGGGGGUUUGGUGACAGCUCUCUAUUCAUUGCAACAGAUUACCACCCGCUCUCGAAAACUCUCCUCGAACAUCAUCACACGGGCCAGAAUUGGACCCGUCCCGCCCGAAACAGCAAAGACCAGAUCACAGAGCCAGUCUUAUGGAGCUACGUAGUCCAGAUUGCCUCGGCGCUGAAAUCGAUUCACGGCAGCGGUUUGGCGGCCCGAGUGCUCGAUCCCAGCAAAAUCUUGGUGACAGGAAAAAAUCGCAUCCGGCUCAACGGCUGCGCUGUGCUUGACGUUGUACAAUUCGACAACAGCGUCGUGCCCCUCGCCCAGCUGCAAAGGCAGGAUCUGGUCAAUUUUGCUCUGGUGAUCCUCUCCGUUGGGACGGGGACGGCAGAUGCGGGCGCCAACUUCGCCCGCAGCAUGGACUUGUUCAAACGGUUUUUCAAGCCUGAGCUGCAAAAUGCGGUGGUGUGGCUCUAUUCUGCCAUGCAGAACCAGGACAAGACCAUUGACCAGUUUGUGACACUAAUUGCAAACCACAUGAUUACAGCCUUUAAUGCCGCCCUACACAAUGAUGAUAGUCUGUACUCAGAACUCAGCCGCGAAGUCGAGAACGCACGAAUUGUGCGCCUCAUGGCAAAGCUCAACUACAUCAAUGAACGACCAGAAUUCGAACACGAUCGCGCCUGGUCAGAAAAUGGCGAACGGUACUACCUCAAACUAUUCCGCGACUACGUCUUUCACCAGGUCGAUGCGCAAAACCGGCCCGUCAUCGAUCUCGGACACGUUCUUACGUGCUUGAAUAAAUUGGAUGUUGGGAGCGAGGAGAGGAUUACUUUGAUCAGCCGAGAUGAGCAGAGUUGUUUUGUCGUGAGCUACAGAGAGUUGAAGAAGGGCGUUGAAUCGGCCUUUCAAGAUCUAUUGAAGAGGAGUGGACCGCUACGUUAG
This is a messenger RNA of Rhinocladiella mackenziei CBS 650.93, 1959 nucleotides long. RefSeq lists its product as uncharacterized. Gene Ontology annotation, molecular function: protein kinase activity; metal ion binding; ATP binding. The transcript has 9 exons. Bases 1 to 1959 code for a protein of 652 amino acids. Gene Ontology annotation, cellular component: PAN complex; P-body. The record is from RefSeq and is a predicted model, not a curated record. NCBI's taxonomy places the organism in Eukaryota, Fungi, Ascomycota, Eurotiomycetes, Chaetothyriales, Herpotrichiellaceae. Gene Ontology annotation, biological process: protein phosphorylation; mRNA processing; nuclear-transcribed mRNA poly(A) tail shortening.